Dermacentor albipictus is the source of this 6573-nucleotide messenger RNA. The record is from RefSeq and is a predicted model, not a curated record. NCBI's taxonomy places the organism in Eukaryota, Metazoa, Arthropoda, Arachnida, Ixodida, Ixodidae.
GGACACACCGCAACGCGCCACUCAAUCGGCUCUGUAGCGAAGUCAGGUCAGUGCUCUGCCUUCUGCAGCUGGCAUGAACAUUGUGCGCACUAAACACUACAGUGUUACUGCUGAGGAACUGUGCGCAUACCAUACCGCCUAUAUAUACGAACGCCGACGGUUUACCUUCGGUCUCGACUCGUGCACCAUCCAGGCACCCGUUCCUGCGUUGAGCGUCGGCGUUCCUCGGCAUCGCUCGUCCUACCUCGGCGUAACCGAGCGAACGAGUACACAGAAGGAUGAAAGAGCGAACGCGGAGCGCAGCAGGUGAUGAAAGACUGCGAAGCGAAGAGAGCGCCAGGAGGAAAGCGGAGGAAGCCACAUUGAAGCAACACCAGGUGGCGCUCACGUCUCCGCAUCCGCUGGGUGCAGACGCUGCUGAGGUUGAAUGCGACUUCGAGCAUGGCGUCUGCGAGUUUUCGUCAAGCUGCAAGGGCGGUGACUGUUUCGAGCCAGUUCGGGCAAAUCUGGUAAACGAGGGGCCCGCUGUCGAUCACACAACCGGAGGAGGUGACGGCUGGUACAGCCGAGCUCAGUUCUCGAGGAACUCCUGGUACGAGUCAGUGGCCCAGCUGGAGCUGUCGACCGCGGGGCCCUUUUGCUUCUCGGCGUGGGUGCACGUAUCUGGCCUCAAGCUGCCGCGCGUCGAGAUGGCCUCGCGCCAGCUGGACGCCGGCUUGUUAGGGGACGAGGCCGGCAUGGAGCGCGUCUUCUACCGGGUGCAGUCCUCGCAUCCGGAGCUCUGGCGCAAUGUGCUCUACUACGAGGACCGUCGGGGUAGCAUGCAGAUAGAGAUUCGAGCUUGGCACUUUACCAAUGGAUCCGUCGGUGUCGAUGAUUUGAGCGUGUCCAGCGGAUCGUGCCCCACAGAUCCCCUGGACGGAUCGUGUUCGUUCGACCGAUCUGUGUGCGGCUACGAGAACGCAGUCGGCGGCAGCAGUAACAAAUGGAGGAGAAUCCCGCCGGGCCGCUCCGCGAGCAGGAACAAGGCUGUGGCUCUGGACCACACCACCGACACGAUACGGGGUGGUUACGUCAGCCUGCUGGUCCCGGCCAACACCGUGACCUCGAAAAUUCUCACUUCCCCGAUGCUCAGCGGGUCUGCAGAAGAACCCACUCGCUGUAUCCGGUUCUUCUACUUUGCCCCAGCACCAAACCACCACAGUGGACUCGAGCUUUUGCUGAGCAAGGGCUCCGCACUGGCAAGCGACAGCCAACAGCCGGACCUAGUACGGCUCUGGGGUGUCGACUACAACUCUCUCAUAAGUGGCGCCUGGAUGCCAGCUGAAGUCGGCUUCAUUGCUUCGGACAAUUAUGAGCUUCACUUUCGUUGCUACGUCGAACAUGCUUGGAACAGCUCGUGGUACUGUGCCGUGGACGACAUCGAGGUUUACGCAUGCGGGGACCAGAAAGGAAAGGGAAUCAGUUGCGACUUCGACAGUGGUCAUCUGUGCAACUGGACGGAUUCGCCGGAGCCGUCGGGCGUCGCUGGCCAAUGGAGAUUGAGUGACCUCCACUGGGGGGAGCCGCACUUCCCCUAUCGAGACCACACGCGCGGCACGUCUAAAGGAGGCUUCGUGUACGCUGAAAACAAGGAUCAAAAGUCCGUGGUGAAGGCAGUCCUCAUCAGCUCUACAUGGGACGCCAGCUGGGUGGGAGGCGCCUGCCUCAUAUUUUGGCACUUCGCUGUCUUCAACCAACCUGGAAGCUGCAACCUGACCGCGUCGCCCAUGUCGGGUGACCCCUGGUGGUCGAGCACGCAUGAGCUCGAGCGCGCAUGGAAGCCGGAAGUCAUUCGAGUGUGGCUACCGUCUGACCAGCACCAGUUUAGAUUGGAGGCUUCUCUGACCGACGCCUUAAUUGCCGUUGACGAUGUUACGCUGACGUUUGGUGCAUGUCCUUCGGAACAGAGGGGACUAAGCUGCGAUUUCGAGCGAGGCCCCUGUACGUGGACGAACUCAGUGAAGAAGCGGAGAACCUGGGAGUGGCUCCUGCGUGGUGGACACCUCAACACUGACGUCCCGCAACCGUCUCUAGACCACACUCUGUCGUCCGACGAAGGCUCAUUCAUGCUCGUCAGUGGCCGUGAAAUGCAACAGGCGGGCACCGCUGAGCUGCAGAGCGAAGUCGUGGACCUGGACACGCCGGGCGCACAGUGCAUGGACUUCUGGUACACGGUCCACGGUUCUCAAGGCGCCCAGAUCACGUUCAAGGUUACUGUACAUCGAAACACACCUCGCUCGAAUCCUCAGUACGAAGAACUGUGGUUCCACAAAGAGGGAAACGUCACUGCAUGGCAACUCGGCCGAGUCAAGAUUCCUCGACAGCACAGGGUGACGUUCGAAGCUGCUGUGUUGCAAAGCCGUGACGGCUACAUAGCGUUGGAUGAUAUCGGCAUCUACAUCAACGAUGAUUGCUCAACUAUGCCAGCAGAGGCCACAGCCGGAAAAGCAGCGUACGUCAUACUAGAGUGCGUGUGGAACACACCUAACAGAUGUUCCUGGAGUCGUCCGGACGAAAUUGUUGGAACUUGGAAACUGGGAAGCCGUUUUCCACCAAGAUAUGCGUUGGCGCCAGCUGCCUCGCCAAACGGGAAACCCAACGAUUUCAUCUACCUGAGCUGCAGCAAGCUUCACUCAUCAGGCGCCGCGGUGUCCGCAUCACUUAGCUCGCCCAUCGUACCUCUGCAACAGACGGCCGUGUGUGCACACUUUUCCUUCCACAUGUUUGGUCCCGGAAAGCGGGAGCUGAGCCUCUCGCUGCGCACCCGUCAGGACCACGCGUCGACGCAGAGCAAGACCCACGAGCUGUUUCGGGCGUACGGGGGCACCGUUGCGGACAGCUGGUACCACGUGGCCCGCACCAUACGCUUCUCAGCACACGCGACUGCGCUCGAGUUUUCCGUAUCCAGCGACAAGUGCGAGCGGGGGGACAUCGCCCUCAGCAAUAUCCACGUGACGCCCGGCGUCUGCAUGGACAAUGAUGACGGCCGAGGACUGUGCGACUUCGAGCACAACACAUGCUACUGGCACAACAAAGGCUGGACGCACGUCUUGACAGGCAUGAGGGGUGACAUGGCAAGCGCCAGCCUUCGCUCAGGACCGGCCAACUCCGCUGGCUUCCUUCAGCUGGUGUGGUCCAAGGGCGCUGCCAACCAGGCCUCCCUGAGCAGCCUGCUAUGGCCUGUCCAGGACCAACCUCGCACCGUCGAGCUGUGGUACUACAGAAACGUAACAGGAAACGGAAUCCUCGAGGUCUACCUGGUCGACAAAGCAGGCUCGCAACUCGCUAAGAUCUGGACGCUGCCGAACGCUACCGAGCCUCACACAUGGUCCUUGGCUCGCGCGGAGAUUCCCGAUCAAACCGUGGACUUUAAGGUGGUGAUAGAAGGCAAGUUUGACCCACGUUCCAACGUGAACGCUGUGAUUGCGGUUGACAAUGUGCUCCUUGACUUGCUCCCACCUGCCCAUGUGGCUGACUGUGAUUUUGACCGAGACCUUUGCGGAUACGUCAGUAAAUCCGACUCGGACUUUCGGUGGAUUGUGGGCAGUGGUCGUGUGUUCAGAAGACAACCGGGUGCCCAAACCUACAAUAUGAUUUCUUCCGGUGCGGGUAAUCCUGGCCGAUUCGCCUACGUGGACACCACUGUAUCCGCAAACAAUUCAGCCGCCCUCCGUAGCGCCCAUUUUAGCAGCAAGGGCAAUGAAACUUUGGCCGUGCGCUAUUUCAGGAGCGGAACAGCUUUAGAGUCCUUCCAAAUCUACCAGCUGGUCCUAAGCAGUCGAGCCAAGGAGACGACUCGGCUCCUCCUAGCCGACCUGCUCCCGAAAGAGCAGUGGCAGCGCGUCGAGCUACCGCUGCACGAGGCCGGCGACAGCCAGCUUGAGUUCACGCUCACGGGCUCCUCCAGUCAGACAGGAGGAGUUGCGGCCAUCGCGGGCGUCAGUGUCGCAUCUGCAGUGAAAGGUGGAUCAGAACCAGCAGAGGAACCGAUUCCAGAUCUUACCUGCGCAUUUGACGACGGCAGCUAUUGCCUCUGGAAGUCAGACACGAAUGCAGAGGGACAGGCGCAGUGGGAGCUGAGCGACACGGCAACAGGGCAGCCCUCCUUCCCACUCUUCGACCAUUCAACGAGAAAUUCGACCGGUCGAUUCAUUACUGCUAAAAACGUCGGCUCAGACGCUUCAGUGAGCCGCAUAAAAAGCCUCCCAUUGCCCGCCCAGUUGUCGGCAAGCGGUCUCUGCUUCUCGUUCUGGUAUUUCACGCUCACGGAACGCAAUAGCAGCAUAAGUGUGACUUUGGCACCUUCAAGCUCCCCUUCUUGGUUCGAGCCCGGUGCAAGAAUGACCGCAUGGACGCCGGCUCUAGUUUACUUGGCAGGAUCGGCAACUGCAAAGAGGACUCAGAUUGUAGUCGAAGCAAGCAUACAGGACGGGCUAAUCGCAGCGGACGACUUCUCAGUGACGCACGGUAACUGCACAAAACCAUCUCUUUGUGCUUUCGAAGGCAGCGUCGAAUGCGGCCAAACUCGGGACCUCAGCAACGUUCGGGAGUGGACUGUGCAGCAGGGAUCUCAGCUCGGUGUCGCCGAUCAUACCUUGCGAAGCACAUUUGGCCACUUUCUAUACUUGAACACAACGUCCGUCAGGCAGAGCCGUAACUCCAUCGCAAGGAUCCAUCUUCCUGUUCGCAAUGCAACGCCGGAUGCCUGUCUAACCUUCUGGUGGCGUGCUCAUGGAGAACAGAGCGAGCUCAACGUCUACAGGUUCGUUCACGCUGAAGGCCUCGGCAACGCACUCCUUUCAGUGGACACCGAAGAGAGCAUUUGGUGGAAUGGCCGCUCGGUAAACGUCGCCGCCGACAGGCCUUGGCAGGUGGUAUUUGAAGCACGGAUCCCUGACUUUUUCACGACAGAAUCUGGCAUACUUCUCGAUGACAUCGAGCUUGCGCAGGGGGCAUGCCCAGAUCAACAUGCUUGCACUUUCGAAGGACCCACGUGCCUUGCCUGGGAGAAUUCGUAUGACCCAUUCGCUACUGGCUGGUGGCAGCAUCAGCGGGCUGGCCUCUCCGGGUUUCCCUCGGACCAUACGACAGGAACGCCUGAAGGACACUACCUGCGCUUCUCAGCCAAGUCUCCGGGACAAUUUGCGGUGCUGACAGCAGGUGGUAGCAGCAGUGACGCCCGGUGUGCCACCUUCUGGUAUUUGCUAUCGGACGAACUCCACGGCCUCAUACUGUUGGCAGGACCCACAUACUUCAACGAGUCUACACACGGCCAAUGGCGUUCGGCCCAAUUCAGUCUCACGAACCACUACAGAUCCAUCAUCGCUGUAUCGGGCAGUAAUCCCAAGGCGUUCGCCCUGGUCGACGACCUGCUUGUUCACGAUAGCGACUGCACCAAUGAAGGAGACGUUUCCGCAGUUACGACAGCGAGCACAGCGAAAAUUGUGACUGCUGGAGCAACCACACACUUUGGAACUACCUUCGUUUCCACAUCAUCAGAGGCAGUGACAGUGGCCACCCCGAGCGUUACUAAUGGUGAAGCCUCUUCAACGAUGGUUAUGACAACUGCAUCCUCAUCAUCUAUGGACACCACAAUGUCUUCAUUCGUGCCUUCAACAAUUCCCACCACGUCCGUGUCCACCGCCGUAAGGCCUACCUGUGGCAAAGGCAUGUUCAGCUGCCGCGACCGCGCACACUGUGUUCCUGCACUGCUCCUCUGCGAUGGCGUUCGAGAUUGCCCCAACGGAGCUGACGAACUAUGUGGAGACCACGAAUUUUGCCCUGGUGGUCAUUACUUCUGCCAGAAGCCAUCAACAUGUCUCGACGCGUCCAAGCUGUGCGAUGGUCGUGAAGACUGCAGCGACGGAUCUGAUGAGAUUCUCUGCAAUGACUGCCCAGGUUACUUCUGCCGCAACCAAGGAAAUUGCAGUUUCCAUACAGUAACCGGGGCACCAGAAUGCAUGUGCAAGGCCAGUUUUCAAGGCAAUCGAUGUCAGAAAAAGCUCGUGGAAGAUAAUUCAGCAGAGUCAAGUGCAAGAGGUGCAAGCAGAGGCUGGGCGUAUGGUGCACCCCUGCUGGUGCUCUUCAUCCUGGGUUUCACCACCACAGUGGUCAUUUACCUCCGGCGAAAAAAGAACAAGGAGGCGCGCAGUGAAAUAGAGAAGAGCAGACAAGUGGUCAUAGAAAAUCCAAUUUACGGGCUUGAGUUUGGUCAAGACGACACGCCAAAGCAACCGACACUACCAAGAACGUCGUGGUUCUCUAGGACAAUCAGGUUUCCAACUUCUAGUCGUGUUUCAACGAGUGAAUGUUGAUUUAUGCAAUUUCACUAUCAUUGGUGAUUAUCUUACGUCGAUAUUAUAAAAAAACAAAUUUUUUUCAUUAUUAGAAAGAUAUCAAGUUUGAUAGACUCAUUAGGUGCACGCCCAAGCAAUUGAACGUCCAGCAUCAUGGCGAACAGUAUGAUUCGGGACCGCCAAACUGUACAUAUACAUGCAAAAAAAGUAAACGGAAUAAACAAUGUUCAUCAUA